Messenger RNA from Cucurbita maxima (winter squash), 1189 nucleotides. RefSeq lists its product as uncharacterized. Lineage: Eukaryota; Viridiplantae; Streptophyta; Magnoliopsida; Cucurbitales; Cucurbitaceae. The transcript is spliced from 4 exons. The record is from RefSeq and is a predicted model, not a curated record. Bases 353 to 757 code for a protein of 134 amino acids.
UAUGUUGUGAAGGAGGUUGGAAAUAGACAAUAAUAUUCUUUCUCAUGAUCUGGAAAUAUGUUGUGGUGAUUGAUGUCGAACCCCUUUGUGAAGUCUAUGUCGAACACAGAAGUCGAGCGGCUUGUGAUUGCUGCCCGUGCUUCAUCUCAUAAUCUCGCAAUAUGUUGCGGAGAUCGAUGUCGAUCCCCUUCGUGAAUAAAUAAUUUUUAAGAAAUGUCGGGUAAUAGGGGGGCGGGCUUGACACCACAGGUGAAGUUGGUGGUUGGCUCGAAAAUGCAACGUGUCCCAAACAAAUCAACAAACUAUUUCCUCUUUUAUUCCCCUAAUUUUCCCUCCUUUCUCCAACCCAACCAUGGAAGCCUUGCUCCCAAUUUCUACCUCUCCCUUCCGAUUCCUUCCCACAGCCAAUGCCAGCCCUCGUCCCGUUUCUCCUUUCCCCCUCAAUUUGCGUUCAAAUUCGCUCAAUAAGCGGAGACGAACGCCCACGUUUGCGGCCAUUGAUGGCGCUUCGCUUGCAGCAGCAGCAGCCGAUCCCACUCAGGUUGAAAUCACUUGGCAGAUUGUCGUGGGAGCGAUUGCUGGAGUGACCCCGUUCGUGGUGGCCGGAAUCGAGUUCAGCAAGAGGAUUGUGGCUCAGAAGAGAUGUAAAGAAUGUGGUGGUUCGGGGCUUGUUUUGAUGGACAAAGACUACUUCCGUUGCCCUGAAUGCGGUGGUUUUUUGCCAUGGCAAUCGUGGAGGCGAUUCUUUUCGGGCUAAAGAAGACAAUCAUUAGUACGUCUCUUUUAAAGCCCUGUAAUUCUACAGAUUUCAAAGAAAGGGUUCAGGAUCUUCUUCCUUGAUGGGGAGGCGAGGAACAAAAGAAGCAAUCCGUUCGGUAAUUGUAUGUAUUUGUGGUAUAAAAAGCUAUUUACAAGUUCACCAAGUUUCUUAAUUAUUACUUGCAUGCUUAAUAAUGUUGAUAGUCAAUUGUUGAAUCCAAGUGCAUAAGUUUCAGGAUUAAAUUUUACCAUCAGCCUAUUUUUACAAGAAAGCUGUAAAAUCUCUUUAUAUUAGGCCAUUUUGCUCUUUGUCACAUGAGAUGUGCAGACUCAAGCAUGUUUGAUUAGGAUUAUGGGGGAUGUUGGGAAACAGAAUUUGUAAUCUCUGACUGAUUUCCACUAGCAUUAUGUAUGAUAAAGCACUCACAAA